This is a messenger RNA of Daphnia pulex (common water flea), 1857 nucleotides long. RefSeq names its product succinyl-CoA:3-ketoacid coenzyme A transferase 1, mitochondrial-like (gene SCOT). The transcript has 11 exons. NCBI's taxonomy places the organism in Eukaryota, Metazoa, Arthropoda, Branchiopoda, Diplostraca, Daphniidae. The record is from RefSeq and is a predicted model, not a curated record. Bases 87 to 1685 code for a protein of 532 amino acids. Gene Ontology annotation, cellular component: mitochondrion. Gene Ontology annotation, molecular function: succinyl-CoA:3-oxo-acid CoA-transferase activity. Gene Ontology annotation, biological process: ketone body catabolic process.
ACCAUGCAGAUUCAUAACUGCAGUCGUCGCAAAAGGAUUCAAGGUGAUCGCAGGUGCGGCGUAAUUCUCAAUCCAGAUCAUACAUUAUGGCGCUCUUUCGCAGUAUUUCGUUUUCUAAGAAAAUUUCUAUUAAUUCUGUAGCACUCCUAUCUCUGAACCAACAUAAACUUGUAAGUGUUCACAGAAUUUUAUAUGAUCAGGCGAAUUCCUUUAGUACCAGUAAUAAAAAAAGAGCUCAGUUUUAUGAGAACUCUUUAGAAGCAGUGAAAGAUAUUCCAUCUGGAUCAAAGCUCUUAGUUGGAGGAUUUGGAUUGUGUGGUAUACCUGAGAAUCUGAUUUCUGGUCUUUUGGAGUCCCAAGUCAAUAACCUAACUGUGGUCAGUAACAACUGUGGUGUGGACAACUUUGGCCUGGGUCUCCUUCUAAAGCAGCGACAGAUUUGCCAUGUGAUUGCCUCGUAUGUUGGUGAGAAUGCAGAAUUCGAGAGACAAUAUCUUUCAGGAGAGAUUCUCUUGGAGCUGACACCACAAGGAACUUUGGCAGAACGAAUCAGAGCUGGAGGUGCAGGAAUUCCAGCAUUUUUCACACCAACCGGAUAUGGUACACUAGUGCACGAAGGUGGGUCACCCAUUCGAUAUGGUCCUGGUGGCAAGGUUGUACAGCAGAGCGCCCCGAGGGAGAGUCGGAACUUUAAUGGAUCAGAUUAUAUUAUGGAGGAAGCAAUUACAGGAGAUUUUGCCUUAGUUAAGGCAUGGAAAGCUGACAAAGCAGGAAACUUGGUUUUCAGGAAGUCUGCUCGCAAUUUCAACCCAACAAUGUGCAAGGCAGCAAAAAUAACAAUUGCCGAGGUUGAAGAAAUUGUUGAGAACGGUACCAUUCCACCAGAAGAUGUUCAUGUUCCAUCUAUCUAUGUUCAAAGGGUUCUCUUGGGCUCGAAAUUCGAGAAACGCAUCGAGAAAGUCACGGUGAAGAAAACCUCCGGUGGUAAGUCUGCCGCUGCAACUAGUCCUGCACAUUUGAUGAGAGAACGAAUUGUGCGGCGAGCAGCCUUGGAAUUCAAAGACGGAAUGUUCGCCAAUUUGGGGAUUGGCAUGCCGAUGUUGGCAAGCAACUACAUUCCACCUGGCAUGAGUGUAGUUUUGCAGAGCGAAAACGGCAUCUUAGGCCUAGGCCCCUUCCCCAAUGCCGGAGAACAGGACCCUGAUUUGAUUAACGCUGGCAAAGAGACUGUGACCGUCUUGCCUGGCGGAGCUUAUUUCUCCAGCGAUGAGAGCUUCGCCAUGAUUCGGGGCGGACACGUCCAACUCACCAUUUUGGGCGCUAUGCAAGUCUCCAGUAACGGAGAUCUCGCCAACUGGAUGAUUCCAGGACGCCUAGUGAAAGGAAUGGGUGGUGCUAUGGAUUUGGUUGCUGCACCUGGAACGAAAGUCGUCAUCGCCAUGGAACACACUGCCAAAGGAGGUGCUCACAAGAUUCUCGAAGAGUGCACAUUACCGUUGACUGGAAAGGAGUGCGUCGACAUGAUUAUCACAGAGAAGGCUGUUUUCGAAGUAGCCAAGGGCCGAGGACUUGUCCUCACUGAAUUAGCCGAAGGUGUCACCGUCCAAGAAGUUGUUGACGCUACCGGUUGCAUGUUCGAGGUCUCCCCCGACUUGAAACCCAUGGGCCAAAUCAGUGUCGACUAAGAUUUUUUUAAUUUUCACUAAUGAAAUGAAUCCCAACAAAAGACAAAAAAAAAGACACAAACAAAACCCCAAUGAAGUCGCCAGUUUUAUCUUCAGUUACAACUCAUUAUCUCCAAAUGCUCUUAUGUUAAAAAAACACAAAUAAUAAUAAUACAGCAGUUGUUUAGGUUGA